Chlorocebus sabaeus (green monkey) is the source of this 2061-nucleotide messenger RNA. It is a transcript of the gene SPINT2, whose product is annotated as serine peptidase inhibitor, Kunitz type 2. Gene Ontology annotation, molecular function: serine-type endopeptidase inhibitor activity. The record is from RefSeq and is a predicted model, not a curated record. Lineage: Eukaryota; Metazoa; Chordata; Mammalia; Primates; Cercopithecidae.
GCGCUAAGCUUCCGCUAUCACUACUCUGGGCCGUUCCUGCUCGGUGACUCAGGGACCAGUCUGGCACGGCCACCGCUGGGUCCCCAGCAUUAAGCCCCGGAGCAUGAGCCCAGUGAACUUUGAAUUCAGGAAGGAAUUCACAGGAAAGCUGCGGGGAGGCGGGCAGAAAACCACAGGCUUCCAAGAAACGCGUGUCUGCCGCCCCCUCCUCCCACCCUGAGACCAGUCCAAUGGAGAAGGCCCUCCUCGGACUUCGUCACCAAGCCCACGGGAAGGGUGAAAGGGGCUCAGCGAGCAGGCGCCCCACCCCGCCAGGUUCUGUUGGAGACCAGGCUCGCGCAAGUCCCGCCUCUUCCCCCGGCACCAGGGGCGGGCCCAGGUGCGCCCAGGGCGGGGGAGUGGCCGCGCAGGUGCCGGCCCUUUGCGCCUGCGCCCUGCUCGCCCUGCCUAGCCAGGUGCGGCCCGCCCCCUGCCUGCCCUGCCACCUUCGGGAGCUGCUUCCAAAGGCGUUCGCCAUUGGCUCUGGCGACCCCCGUGCGUUGGGAGGUGUAGCGGGGCUCUGAACGCGCGGAGGACCGUUGAGUGUCGCAGGCGGCGAAAGUGCGAGUGAGGAGCAGACCCAGGCAUCGCGCGCCGAGAAGGCCGGGUGUCCCCGCACCGAAGGUCCGGAAAGGCGACUUCCGGGGGCUUCGGCACCUGGCGGACCCUCGCGUGAGCGCCGGCACCUGAACGCGAGGCGCUCCAGUGCGCGUGCGCGGCGAGGGGCUUCCGGCACCUGAUCGCGAGACCCCAACGGCUGGCUGCUUGUGGCGUCGCCUGCGCGUCUCGGCGGAGCAGGCAAUGGCGCAGCUGUGCGGGCUGAGGCGGGGCCGGGCGCUUCUCGCCCUGCUGGGAUCGCUGCUCCUCUCUGGGGUCCUGGCGGCCGACCGAGAACGCAGCAUCCACGACUUUUGUCUAGUGUCGAAGGUGGUGGGCAGAUGCCGGGCCUCCAUGCCUAGGUGGUGGUACAAUGUCACUGAUGGAUCCUGCCAGCUGUUUGUGUAUGGGGGCUGUGAUGGAAACAGCAAUAAUUACAUGAGCAAGGAGGAGUGCCUCAAGAAAUGUGCCGCUGUUACAGAGAAUGCCACAGGUGACCUGGCCACCAGCAGGAAUGCAGCAGAUUCCUCUGUCCCAAGUGUUCCUAGAAGGCAGGAUUCUGAUGACCACUCCAGCGAUAUGUUCAACUAUGAAGAAUACUGUGCCGCCAAGGCAGUCACUGGACCUUGCCGUGCGUCCUUCCCACGCUGGUACUUUGACGUGGAGAGGAAUUCCUGCAAUAACUUCAUCUAUGGAGGCUGCCGGGGCAAUAAGAACAGCUACCGCUCUGAGGAGGCCUGCAUGCUCCGCUGCUUCCGCCAGCAGGAGAAUCCUUCCCUGCCCCUUGGCUCAAAGGUGGUGGUUCUGGCGGGGCUGUUCGUGAUGGUGUUGAUCCUCUUCCUGGGAGCCUCCAUGGUCUACCUGAUCCGGGUGGCGCGGAGGAACCAGGAGCGUGCCCUGCGCACUGUCUGGAGCUCCGGAGAUGACAAGGAGCAGCUGGUGAAGAACACAUAUGUCCUGUGACCGCCCUGUCACCAAGAGGACUGGGGAAGGAAGGGGAGACUAUGUGCGUGCUUUUUUUAAAUAGAGCGAUUGACUUGGAUUUGUGCGAUCAUUAGGACUGAGGUCUGUUUCUCUGGGAGGUAGGACGGCUGCUUCCUGGUCUGGCAGGGGUGGGUUUGCUUUGGAAAUCCCCUAGGAGGCUCGUCCUCGCAUGGCCGGUGGUCUGGCAGCAGCCCCGAGUUGUUUCCUCGCUGAUAGAUUUCUUCCCUCCAGGUAGAGUUUUCUUUGCUUAUAUUGAAUUCCAUUGCCUGUUUUCUCAUCACAAAAGUGAUGUUAGAACCAUUUCUUUUGUUUGUCUGAUUUAUGGGUUUUUUAAGUAUAAACGAAUGUUUUUUAUUAGCAUUCUGAAAGAAGGAAAGUAAAAUGUACAAGUUUAAUAAAAGGGGAUCUUCCCCUUUAAAAUAAAUUUCAGCAUGUACUUUC